Molecule: messenger RNA, 1301 nt
Organism: Cotesia glomerata
Lineage: Eukaryota; Metazoa; Arthropoda; Insecta; Hymenoptera; Braconidae
Product: caspase-1-like
Exons: 5
Coding region: 317-1267 (316 amino acids)
Biological process (GO): proteolysis; apoptotic process
Cellular component (GO): cytoplasm
Source: RefSeq, a predicted model, not a curated record
AAAAACGUGAAUCAUCAGAGCUAACGUCACGCGAGACGCUUUUUUUUCAUUGUUUAUAACAAGUAAGUAAAAAGUAAAAAUUAACGUCAAGUACAGUGAGUGUGUAUACAGUAUAUAUUUACAGAAAAAUUUACAAACACUACCGAAUAUUUAUCACAUAAAAAAACAGAGCAAAGACCUCAAAGAUUUUGAGGAUUCCGGCAGUCCUUGAGUUAUUCACGCAAUCUACGCAAAUAGAUUCUUAUUCUUGAAUUACAUUAGGAGAAAUCGGGCAGACAUCCUUAUUAAGUGACUGGUCUUUGUGUGUAGAUUCACUAUGAGCGUGAUCGAGAUGGACAGCGGAGAUAUUGACAGUAAUAAAUUGAAAAAUAUUAGAAAUAGUUUUAAUAAUGAUGAUAACAAAGAUGUUGGGGAUGCUUUUGGCUAUGGAAAGAACUCUGUGAGUCCAUACCCAACAUCACUGCAAACAGCACCGACUGAAAAGUACGCAAGUCACUACAACAUGAGCCACCCAAAACGUGGGUUUGCAAUAAUAUUUAAUCAUGAAUUUUUUAACGUCAGCAAUAGUUUGAAGCCACGUACUGGUACAAAUGUUGACUGUGAAAAUUUAAUUGCUACUUUAAAGUCAUUGGCAUUUGAUGUGUUUGAUUAUCACAAUUUGAACCAUCGUGACAUAGUUAAGCAUUUGGAAAAUGUCGCAAAUAUGGAUCACACACAGCAUGACUGCCUGAUGGUGGCGGUCCUGAGUCACGGUGAGCUAGGUCUGCUAUACGCCCACGACACACCAUACAAAGCAGAAACAAUCUGGUCAUUCUUUACAUCAGACAAGUGUCCAACCUUGUCUGGAAAACCUAAGUUGUUCUUCAUCCAAGCUUGCCAAGGCGAUAGACUCGACGGGGGUACUGCCGUAAAAGAGAGAACUGAGACCGAUGGUCAGCCUACUGCUACCUUCCGGAUUCCUACUCAUGCAGACUUCUUGAUCGCCUAUUCGACUAUACCAGGUUUCUACUCAUGGCGCAACACAACUCGCGGAUCCUGGUUCAUGCAAGCUCUGUGCAUUGAACUCCGAGAAAACGGCACUCGUUAUGACAUCCUGACUCUCCUUACCUUCGUAGCUCAGCGCGUUGCUCUAGACUUUGAGUCCAACACCCCCGACAACAUGACAAUGCACCAACAAAAACAGAUUCCUUGCAUCACUUCAAUGUUGACGCGUCUCCUUAAAUUCGUACCGAAGAAUCCUGAGUCUAAUGCUACCGGUAGUUCAUAAUUAUAAAUUACAAUCUCAGUAAUUAUUAAUUACU